This is a messenger RNA of Exophiala mesophila, 1700 nucleotides long. RefSeq lists its product as uncharacterized. The transcript has 4 exons. The coding region runs from base 280 to 1560 and encodes 426 amino acids. The record is from RefSeq and is a predicted model, not a curated record. NCBI's taxonomy places the organism in Eukaryota, Fungi, Ascomycota, Eurotiomycetes, Chaetothyriales, Herpotrichiellaceae.
CGUCGGUGUAACCUCCCUUUGAAAAUCCCUUGAAUCGCGUUGUAGUGCUCAAACAGAAUUGAUCACUCGACCGUUGGAGUGACACUCCAAAAAUAUCCAAUCUGACCAAGCAGAGAACAACAAGGUGUCUCACAUCGCCCAGCAAUCUCACCUUUGUAGCGGGAUCAUCAAGGUGAAAUCUGAUCAACCUGCAUCGCCAGGUCUAGGAGUGCUCAAUCUGUUCGCUACAUCAAAUACACUGAUUGAGCUUGGAACACUUGAUCCCCUAGAAUCAACAGAAUGGACUCCGACAUCGAUUACCUGUUGUCGCUCGCGGCGGUGAGGGAUAGGGCCAACGUGGUCUUUGAUCUCGCGGAAAAGGGCAAACUCAGCCACUUCAACUACGAGCCCAAGAAACUCGAUGUUGUCGCUGACUACGUCAGCAACCUCAUAUCGCGCGAUUUUGGACCUGAUCGUUAUAACGAAAUUCCACCCCAUGGCCGUUGGCAGCAUUUUAAUGUUGGCGGCGUUGACAGGGUUGCCACACUCCUGGAGGAAACUGGUUCAACCGACAAAACCGAGCAAGUCAGAAUCUUGAUUGAUCUCUUUGUGGUUUCGGUGCUUCUAGAUGCUGGCGCUGGUGCCGAAUGGCGGUUCCUGGAGCCAGUCGCCAGCACCUAUAGCAACCGGUCAGAAGGCAUAGCAGUGGCUUCACUGUACAUGUUCAAAGCUGGAGCGUUUUCAUCUGACAGCUCAAAGCCCUACAGUGUCUCUGCCCAAGGACUGAAAGAUCUUAGCACAUCUGAAUUUAAGAAGCACUUCCAGAUCUCAGAGAGCAACCCCAUGAUUGGUGUCGAAGCGCGUGUGCAACUACUUCGGGAGGUAGGGAAUUCUUUGCUGCAGUUGCCAAAGGUGUUUGGCGAACAAGGCAGACCUGGAAACCUCGUUGACUACCUUCUUUCCUCUUCUGAAGGAGGUAUCCUCAAAUAUUCUCAGCUAUGGAGUGUCCUCCAAUCGCUGCUCAUCCCUGCAUGGCCAAAAUCACGUACCCAUGUCAAUGGACGGCCAAUUGGAGACGCGUGGCCAUUGCAAGCCCUUGCGGCGCAAUCAACAGAGACAGCAGGCACCAUCAGUACCAUCCAACCAUUCCACAAGCUUACGCAAUGGCUUGCAUACUCACUUUCAGUACCGUUUGAGAGGGUACUAGGCCUAAAGUGGACAGAGAUGGAGUCCGGUACAGGUCUACCGGAGUACCGAAAUGGAGGAUUGUUCGUCGACUUGGAGGUUCUACAGCUCAAGCCAGAGACGCUGGCUGCAGGGCAAAAAGCCUCCGGUCAAGAUCUACCAAUCUAUGGCGACACUUCUGACGUGAUUGUGGAAUGGCGCGCCUUGACCGUCGCUCUCCUGGAUCGGCUGCAUGGUCUUGUGGCGGGAAAGUUUGCCAAACAGGGCAUUAGCCUCUCGAUGGCUCAGAUGCUCGAGGCUGGAAGUUGGAAAGCAGGACGGGAAUUGGCCAAGGCGAAGAGACCUGAGACCAUGUCCAGCCCUAUUCUCAUUGACGGGGAUGGGACUUUGUUCUAAUCCAUGGCUACUGUUCUACGGCACGGUUGGACCCAUGGCUGGCUAGCACCCUGGCGACAUGAUACACAUUCUGUAGCAUUUCUAGAAUCUAAACAACCGCUGCAUCGAUUACCGAGGCUGCAAAUACUCGUUGAAACCCC